CGCUGGGGCGCGGGAGGGCUUCCGGGUCAGCGGCAGCGGUUCCGGGUCAGCGGAAGCAUCGUCCCCGCGAUCACCGCCAUGACGACGCUCCGCGCCUUCACCUGCGACGACCUCUUCCGAUUCAACAACAUCAACCUGGACCCGCUGACCGAGACCUACGGGAUCCCCUUCUACCUUCAGUACCUCGCCCACUGGCCCGAGUACUUCAUCGUCGCCGAGGCGCCCGGCGGGGAGCUGAUGGGUUACAUCAUGGGGAAAGCCGAGGGCUCCGUGGCUAGGGAAGAAUGGCACGGACACGUUACCGCUCUCUCCGUUGCACCAGAAUUCCGACGGCUGGGUUUGGCCGCUAAACUGAUGGAGCUACUGGAAGAAAUUUCAGAAAAAAAGGGUGGAUUUUUUGUUGAUCUCUUUGUGAGAGUAUCAAAUCAGGUUGCUGUAAAUAUGUAUAAGCAACUAGGCUACAGUGUGUACCGGACAGUGUUAGAGUACUACUCUGCCAGCAGUGGGGAGCCAGAUGAAGAUGCUUAUGGUAAGUAUUUGUUCUGCCUCAAGUUGAAUAGAGUGAUUCUCACGUUGAGGGUUCCUGGGCUUGUUUGUAAGACUAUUAUUAUUUUUUUUUUUAUAUGAAACAAUUUCAGAUUGUUGUUGAUGAAUGGGAUUUUGUAUCCUCCUUUAGAUAACUUUUCCUUCUGAAGAUUACAUCAGUUACAAAACCUUAUUUUUCAGUUUACACAUUUUGUAGCAUCUCUGGCAAAAUAAACUACAAAAUAAGAAAAAAAAUGAAAAGGAAUGGAAAUGCUUUCUUCCUUUCUUCCCAUAACUGGGACUUGGAACUUUGUUUUUCUCAGAUGUCUAACUACAAAUUUACAGGUGUCAGUGGCCCACAGUGGCAGAGAAUUGGGUAACAUUUUCAGUGUAAAAGGGAAGGAAUAUGGAAAUUCAACUAUGUUAAUGCUGAUUCUGUUAACAAAAGUGCUUCCUCAUUCUAGAUAUUUUUUUUCUUUUAAGUAUUGUCCCAAAAGGUUACGUGGCCAUGCUGUGUGUCAUUUCUGUUCUUGCACUAUUUAUUCAAUAUGUAGGAUCACUAUGAAAUAUAAGGGCUACUGACAUAUAUCUACUGCUGUUGCAAGUGCCUUAAAUCAUAUAUUUGUCCCUUUAACCUGCCACUUCCUUUCCAUUUGGUCGAGUUUCAUGCAGUGUUAUAUUUCAGUUGAUAACAUUGCUGCUGAACAACGUUAAGGACAUUAAAUUAUUAGUGUGUCUAGAAGAGAGCAGCCAAGAUGGUGAAAGGUCUCAAGGGCAGGACUUAGGAGGAGCAGCUAAUGUCCAUGGGCUUGUUCCACUUGAAGAAGAGAAGGCUGAGGUGUGCCCUCAUCACAGUCUAAACCUUCCUCAACUGGGCACCACUCUCUCUGGUGACCAGUGAUAGGACAUGAGGAGAUGGAGCCAAGCUGAGUCAGGGAAGGUUCAGACUGGAUGUAAGGAAAAGACUCUUCACUGAGAGGGUGGUUGGUAACUAUAACAGGCUCUCCAGGGAAAUGGUCAUGACACCAAGCCCAUCAGAGUUCAGGAAGAGUCUGGACAAUGCUCUUAACCAUAUGGUUUAGUUUUAGGUAGUCCUGUGUGAACCCAUGAGUUGGAUCCUCAUGGGUCCCUUCCAACUUGAGGUAUUCUAUGAUUCUAGGAAAUUUGCUUGAUUAAAAAUUAUUUUAAUAGAGAAUUUACUUCAUAUGGCUUUGUACAAUGACCACUGUAACUAUAAUA
This is a messenger RNA of Chiroxiphia lanceolata (lance-tailed manakin), 1764 nucleotides long. It is a transcript of the gene NAA20, whose product is annotated as N-alpha-acetyltransferase 20, NatB catalytic subunit. The transcript has 5 exons. Gene Ontology annotation, molecular function: protein-N-terminal amino-acid acetyltransferase activity. Gene Ontology annotation, biological process: N-terminal peptidyl-methionine acetylation. NCBI's taxonomy places the organism in Eukaryota, Metazoa, Chordata, Aves, Passeriformes, Pipridae. The record is from RefSeq and is a predicted model, not a curated record. Gene Ontology annotation, cellular component: NatB complex. The coding region runs from base 79 to 627 and encodes 182 amino acids.